Colletotrichum paranaense is the source of this 297-nucleotide messenger RNA. RefSeq lists its product as uncharacterized. NCBI's taxonomy places the organism in Eukaryota, Fungi, Ascomycota, Sordariomycetes, Glomerellales, Glomerellaceae. Bases 1 to 297 code for a protein of 98 amino acids. The record is from RefSeq and is a predicted model, not a curated record. The transcript has a single exon.
AUGUGCAGCAUUGGUCAGAAGGUGAUGCGUCCGGGGGUCGCUACCCGGGCAAAACCGGAUACUGCUCCCGGAAGAACGCUUUCUCCGCUGCGCCUCGGUGUUUUGGUGACGGGACCAGCUCGCUUUUUGGCAGGAGUGCCAGGUCAACGACUCAACCAACGGGGCGGCGCGGCGGGCCAGCGGGGACCUUUGUCGGUGUCCCUGCCACUAGCAUUUUUUUUGGUCUUUUAUCUCUCACUUGGUCCUCUUAGGCUGUCGCCAACAUCCCGUUUGCCGAGCUUCGACUGGGAUUCCUAA